Molecule: messenger RNA, 572 nt
Organism: Rhipicephalus microplus (southern cattle tick)
Lineage: Eukaryota; Metazoa; Arthropoda; Arachnida; Ixodida; Ixodidae
Product: vesicular glutamate transporter 3
Biological process (GO): transmembrane transport
Molecular function (GO): transmembrane transporter activity
Source: RefSeq, a predicted model, not a curated record
GUGAACCCGUUGGACAUUGCCCCUCAAUACGCGGGAAUCAUCGCAGGCCUCUCCGGAGCGAUGACCUCUCUUGGCAACCUCACAUUUUACCCCAUGAUGAACCACAUCUUCAACACAUGGAAGAUUCGGCACGACCACAUGACGCCAUUGUACGCCGUGAGUGUCAUCAGCGGAGGCCUGCAGUUCCUGGCGGCGCUGAUCUUCGUGGUCUUCUCGUCGGCCACUGAGCAGGACUGGUCCAAGGACGAGGGGGCUUCGCCGUCGGCCAGCGGGGACGCUCUUUACGGGACCAGCAGCGGCGGAGGCAACAACAACAACGACCCUUACCUGGACACCACUGAAGUGACCGUUAGCGACGGCGGCAUCUCGCUAAAUGUGAUCGUGAAACGGUAGCUCGAGGACGAUGUCGAGGCUGUUGCCGUGUGAACGACGAUGCCUCGGCAAGCACUGGGCAGGCGCGCCUAUUACCUUGACCGAAAGAAGGCCGUGGGACGUCAGAAGUGCGGGUGUAGCCUGAAUGGACAAAUUCAAGCUCUACGGGAUCCACAAUCUUCGUACACCUUCACGAGCAA